AUGAGCUCCAUUGACACAGAUCCAACAACAGCAUCUGUUGGUGAAUCAUCAUCAAGUAGAGUUAGGGCCUUCAAGUGCGAUCAGCCUGAAUGUGGGAAGGCAUAUUCCAAACCGUCUCUACUAGAACAGCAUCGGAGGUCUCAUACGAAUGAACGUCCAUUCAAGUGUGACAAGUUGAACUGCGGAAAGUCUUUUCUAAGGAAAUCGCAUUUGCAGGCACAUCUUGUAUCUCAUGAAGCUCAAAGUAGUAAACCUUUUCAUUGCUCAAUAUGUGGAAAGGGAGUGAAUACUCAGCAGCACCUUAAGCGCCACGAAAUUACGCAUACGAGAUCGUUCCAGUGUGAAUACAAGGACUGCAAUGAGUCAUUUUAUAAACAUCAAUCCUUGCGACACCAUGUAAUGUCUGUUCAUGAAAAAAAAUUGACUUGCAAAAGUUGCAACAAAACCUUUAGCAGACCUUAUCGUUUGGCGCAGCAUACAAUAAAAUACCACAGUGAUUCCCCGACAUAUCAGUGUGAUCACCACGGUUGUUUUCACAACUUCAAAACGUGGUCAGCAUUACAGCUUCAUUUAAAGACGGAACAUCCCAAAGUCAAAUGUAAGGUUUGCGGAAAGGGCUGUGUUGGUAAAAAUGGUCUUAAAUCACAUAUGCUCAGCCAUGACAAUGAUAAGAUGGUAAAACUUUGGAACUGUAAAUAUUGUGAUGUUGGAAGAUUUUCAAAGAAGAAUGAUUUGAUAGAGCAUUAUAAUACUUUUCAUGAUAAAAAUGUUCCAGAUGAUUUGUUGAAGCCUGAUGAAAGAGAAUACCUAGAGAAUUUAUUAAGUCAAUCAAUCAACCACAAUAAAAAGAUUGAUUUGAAUACUUUUAAUCCAGCUGAUAUUGAUGAGGCUGAUGUCGAAGCUAAGAAUGAAGUAUUAGGAGAUUCGCAUAAAUCUUUAAAGUCGCUCGAUUCUUUACAAUCAACUUUGAAGAGUGGCAAUCACACAAUAGUAGAAUUAAUACUGGGUAAUUUCAACAAACGGAAAAUUGAAUGUCCUAAAAAAAACUGUAAUAGACGAUUCAGUCGUGAAUAUGACCUUAAAAGACAUUUGGAUUGGCACACAACCCAUUUAAAGAGAGUGGAAGACUAUUUGAAUUCUUUGAAAACCAAUGCUGUAGGAUCCCCAAAAGAGUGUGUGACCUACCCUCCAGUUGAAAAUAAUGAAUUUAAUGAUAACGACGACCUAGAACUUGAUAGCCUAAUAGAUCUGGAGCUUAAACUGCUUCGCGCAGGGGAAACAUGA
This is a messenger RNA of Priceomyces carsonii, 1284 nucleotides long. RefSeq names its product Pzf1p (gene PZF1). Gene Ontology annotation, biological process: regulation of transcription by RNA polymerase II. Gene Ontology annotation, cellular component: nucleus. The record is from RefSeq and is a predicted model, not a curated record. The transcript has a single exon. The coding region runs from base 1 to 1284 and encodes 427 amino acids. Lineage: Eukaryota; Fungi; Ascomycota; Pichiomycetes; Serinales; Debaryomycetaceae.